Lottia gigantea (owl limpet) is the source of this 2842-nucleotide messenger RNA. RefSeq lists its product as hypothetical. The transcript is spliced from 2 exons. Lineage: Eukaryota; Metazoa; Mollusca; Gastropoda; Lottiidae. Bases 81 to 1916 code for a protein of 611 amino acids. The record is from RefSeq and is a predicted model, not a curated record.
UAGGUUUGAAAGCAACACAGCGCGACUUCUAAAAAGGAAGAUUUCUUUAAAUUUUCCUCUGAAAUAAUUUGUGAUUCAAUAUGGAAAGAAAAAAGAGGAGAAGAUCAAUAAGAAAUCUUCGAAGGCAAUCCAUCAGUUCUUUUGGUGAUGAUAAUGAUGCCACCUUGGCUAACGACACCUUGAUGAUGAGUCUCAAUGAUCAGGGAGAAGUUGAUGAUAUCUUUGGUACAGUUUGGGUGGAAUCCAAUGAAGAAAGUUUGAAAGAGAAGCGUAAAAAACGAAGAUCAAGUGUUUUGUUUCAGAAACCAUUGUUGAAAAUAGAUUCAUGCUCCCCUGUUGAAAUAAUGAGACAUGAAAUUCCAGUGAAUUCCCCAGUAUACCCCUCCAUUAGUCCAGAAUUGAUCAAAUUUGAUGGAAAAUCUUCACCACUUCUUGUCACCCCUAGCAACAGUUUCACUUCUGUCAAUAACCUGGAUAUGGCCUUCGUAGGUGAACUGACUACUCCAAUUAUUGCAGAGUUGAAUACAUCAGCUAAGAAAGUUUAUCCAGUCACUCCAGAUGUAGACUUUGACAUUUUAGACUCUCCAUUACAAGAUGUUUAUACACCUAGUUUGACACCGAUUACAUCUGGCAGUUUGACUGCAACUACACCUGACUUGGACACUGAAGUAAAUUCUCAAUACACAGAAACAACACCUGUUAACUCUAGUGCUACAGAAACUAAUUUAAAUGAUGACACCACAGUUGACCCCAUGUUAGAUACACCAAAGAAUGGACUGGAUGAAUCACCAGACCCUAGAGCUAUUCUUGAGGACAACUCAGAAAAUAAGGAAAAUGAAGACCAAAGAAAUGGGUUCAAUAUUUCCCCCACUCUAGUCGAAAGUUUAGAUAGCUUAGCAUCUGGGGCUAUGGGCUUGUUCAAUUCCAUAGUUCGUAGAAUCUCCAAAGGUACUACUGGCAAACCAAAAACUCCUAAGAAACCCAAAAAAGAAACGAUUUCAGAAAAGACCUAUUCCGAUUCUUACAUUGAAGGUUUUUUGAUAGACACAAAAGCAAGAAUUGAAGAAAAGAAAUGUGAAGAAUUAUUCUUAGGACGAGAUAAUUUAGAAUAUUCUGUAAAUGAGGAAAAGAAACUAGAAGAAAUCUUAGAAGGAGAUGAAAUUUUGGAUGAAAAUAUGGAAGUCAUUGAAGAAGAGUUGAAUCAGGGUGUGAUUGAAACAGAAGAAGAACCAUUACCUUUAGAUGAUGAACUAAACUGCAAUACACUACUUUUGAAACAACUAGAAGAUGUGCCACUUGAUACUGCACCAAGUGAAAAUGUUGAUAAGCUUAUAGCAGAUACUGCUAUAGAUGAUAAUUUCAGCAUGAAAAGUUUAGUUGAAAGUAUUGACAAUAACACAGUUACUAAUGUUACUAAACGUAGAUCUAAACGUAAAUCGGCAGAUUUCUCAUCAGAAUUAAAUGCAAGUCUUGAUGAAUCAUGUACUACUACAGAUGAGUCUGGUUUGCGUAAAUCAAGGCGAAAUAGACGAAAAUCAUUAGAAAUCUAUCAGGCUGGAGUCGCACAUGAAAAUGAACAUCCAGAAUGGUAUUUGCCUAGUGAAAGAUUCAGGCCACAAGAAGAUGAAAAUCUAGAGGAGCUGUAUCUAAAUAAAAACUAUAUGGCACCUUUGGAAAAGACUUGGGAGACUAUUUAUGAAUCUCCAAAUAAGUCUAAACAAUUUGUAAGCAAGAAAAAGUUACGUAGAGUGAUAGACUUUCAAGGUUUUCAACCUACUAAAUUUAAAAGACGCUUGCAGAAAGCUCAUAAAAAUGGUUGGACUAAUAUCUGUAGUAGAGAAUUAAGUGAUGACUUUGUUCAGUGUAAACUAUCCCAUCUCUAUAGUUAUCUAGACAACUCAACAGACUCAUCUUAGUGCUGCUGUCUUUGGUGGUUUAAACUGUAGGAUACGAUUAAAAGUAGAUCAAGGUGCUUCGUUUUGUGUUUUUCUGUGGUUAAUUACACUUCUUAACAUGAUCUGACAAAAUUUAUCUUUGAAUCGUGUUCAUUUAAUUUUUCAGCCAAUAGUUUCAAAGAUUGUCAUGAUAUGGCUGGCUGACAAUUAAAGUCAAUGUUUAAAAACAAUUAAAAAUCCCAAUCGUGAAAUAUUUAUUCAGAUAGUGGAAAGAUUAGUAGAGUCCUCCACAGAAAAAACAUGAAAAAAAAGUCACUUGAUUCGUCUUUUAGUGAGAUUACUUCAAGAAGAAGAAAAUAAUAGUACCGUACAUGUAUUACUGGUAUAUACUUAUAAUAAUCAAAAUAAUCGAUUAUCGUCGCUACGAAUUUGAUAAUCGAUUAUAUGUCAAAGUAUUGUUUGUGAGUAUGUUACGUGCUGAAGGGAAAUUUUGACAUAUAAUCGAUUAUGAAAUUUGAUAAUUGAUAAAAUCGAAAUUUCUAUGACACAAAAGUAACCACCCAUGAAAUUUGGCACGUUUUUAAUUGAGUAUUUACAGGGUAUCUCAUUUAAAAUACUUUGAUUAUUGACCGAUAGUCUGCCAUCGAUAAUUGAUCUCAAUUUGAUAAUCGAUACCAUCUCUACUCCCGACUAUGUAGUACAGUGUUUUCAGAUUGCCAAUCAUGUUCAAAAUCAAUCUAUUUAAAAUAAGAUUAUAAUUUCAUAUCUUUCUUUAUUUCUGAUUCUUUUAGUCUACAUUGUCAGAUAUUUAGAUUAAAAAAUAAACUGAAAAUAUCAGAAAACGAAAAAGAAAAAUUGUAAUCUGAUCUAAUUAAAAAGAAGCUACAGGGGUGUAGUUGUGUGUAUGUGUCUUAAUAAAUAUUUUACCUAGAUCAAAUACAAAUGUU